Molecule: messenger RNA, 834 nt
Organism: Echinococcus granulosus
Lineage: Eukaryota; Metazoa; Platyhelminthes; Cestoda; Cyclophyllidea; Taeniidae
Product: Puromycin-sensitive aminopeptidase
Exons: 5
Coding region: 1-834 (277 amino acids)
Biological process (GO): peptide catabolic process; proteolysis
Cellular component (GO): cytoplasm
Molecular function (GO): zinc ion binding; peptide binding; metalloaminopeptidase activity
Source: RefSeq, a predicted model, not a curated record
AUGAGGACUAGAGAAGAGGACGUCUACGAGUCACGCCUUGCACUUCCCUGUAGGUUGGUCAAAGCAACCAAGCAGAGAAGUUUCAACUCUACAGGGCUUGAACUAUCAUCUGCGUCCUGCCAGGUUGCCAUCAAUACAACAUUGGCUCCAGCCUCUGUUGCAUACGAUGAAGUACUGGAAAUAGUUACAUUUGAGUUCCCCAGUGACCUUCAGUCAGUUUUCACCCAUCGAGCAUUUCUUUACGUUGAUAAACCGGAUCAUAAGGCAACUUUCGAUGCCAGCAUCGUUGCUCUUUACUACCAAGUUGCUUUGUCAAACACACCUGAAAUCUCCCGCGACAUUGUUCCAACACCGGAGGGUUGUGGUGAACCCCCUGAUGGUCACAAUUACGUCAAAGUUACCUUCGAUCGCACCCUAGUCAUGUCGACCUACAUAGUCGCCAUGGUACUGGGAGACUUUGAGUACCUCUCCGCUAAGAUUCCAACCGACGACACUAGCAACGGUUGUUCCUCUUCCGCAUUUGGAACAAAGGAAUCACCGAAGAAGUUACCAGGGCAGUUGGAAAUUCGGGUUUACACGCCACUGGGAAAGCGCAAUUUCGGGCAGUAUGCGUUGACGGUGGCAAGGAAAUCGUUAUUCUUUUAUGCCGAUCUCUUUGGAUCACCCUACCCACUGCCGAAGCUGGAUCUGGUCGCAAUUCCGGACUUUGCUUGCGGUGCAAUGGAGAAUUGGGGUUUGGUGACUUACAGGAUUGAUAGGUUCGCUUUUGGCUAUAAUGGUGUUUUCAAACUUCCCUUCAGUGCCGGAGCCACUGCCGAAGUGUUGCUUUUGUAA